AUGGGAACCACCGGUACAAUAGCUGAAGCAGCAGAAACACCUAGAUCUUACUUGGUCGAGACAGAGAAUGGCACAGUGAGACGAAACCGUUCUCAUGUCAACCCAAUCCCUACAAGCCAGUUUCACCAAGUGUUGAGAAGAAACAAGCCCGAGACAAGGCAUUGACUCCCUUGAAGCAACUCGCAUCACCUUGUCUCUCAUCUAGACCAAAGAGACUCAUUAGACCCUCUCUCAAGUUACAAGAGAGCCUUGGACUUUGUUGA
Messenger RNA from Porites evermanni, 263 nucleotides. The record is from the annotation of a GenBank genome assembly. Lineage: Eukaryota; Metazoa; Cnidaria; Anthozoa; Scleractinia; Poritidae.